Messenger RNA from Aspergillus ochraceoroseus IBT 24754, 2046 nucleotides. RefSeq names its product aspartate--tRNA ligase MSD1. The record is from RefSeq and is a predicted model, not a curated record. NCBI's taxonomy places the organism in Eukaryota, Fungi, Ascomycota, Eurotiomycetes, Eurotiales, Aspergillaceae. Gene Ontology annotation, cellular component: mitochondrion; cytoplasm. Bases 1 to 2046 code for a protein of 681 amino acids. The transcript is spliced from 3 exons. Gene Ontology annotation, molecular function: ATP binding; aspartate-tRNA ligase activity. Gene Ontology annotation, biological process: aspartyl-tRNA aminoacylation.
AUGCUUCUGGCCCAGGUGGCGCAGAACAAUUUCCGCCUGCGCAGGAGUUAUAUUGAGAUUUUCAACUAUGUUCGUAAUAAACGAGUGACGCCGACGCCGAGAUCGCAUGUUCCCACCGUCUCUUGCCGGAGAGCCUUUCAUGCGGCCUCCUGUUUUCGUGAGGAAGCGCAAAGCUCCUCAGCCCUUUUGAAGACCCUGGAACAGUACAAGGAAUCGGUUGCAUUCCCCCCUGCCACCUAUGACUUUGAAACCUUUCUCUCUAAAGCCAGCCCUGGACAAGAUGUGAUUCUCCACGGUUAUCUCGGGCCUCGGAAUGAUAUUUCCAAAAAGCUAUCCUUCGUCCGCUUGCAGGAUCCGACCAUGAAACAUAGCAUACAGAUCGUCUCCAUGUCCCACAAUGAAUCAUUUGAGAAGCUUAGGGGUCUCAGGCCGAAUAGUCCUGUGGUGAUAAAGGGGACAGUUCAAGCUAAAAAGGCAAAGAAUCCAGAGAUGCAGAAGCGCGACCCCUGGGAGAUCUCCCUGGAUGAUAUCCACCUUCUCAAUGACUUUCCGUCAGACAUAUGGAUGGCCCCGGACAUGGUACACCCCCCUAAACAUAGGCAUUUACAGCUCCGAACGAGCAGUGAGCUGCGUGAUGCUCUCCAAUUCCGAGCCCGGGUUCGAAAUGUCUGCAAGGAAGAGCUUGAACAAAACCAGCCCCCGUUUCUGGAAAUUGAAACCCCUCUGCUGUUCAAGUCUACGCCGGAAGGUGCUCGAGAAUUUCUAGUGCCAACUCGGAAGCGCGGGUUAGCCUACGCACUUCCUCAAAGCCCACAGCAGUAUAAGCAGAUACUCAUGGCCAGCGGAAUCCCCCGCUACUAUCAGUUUGCACGUUGCUUCCGCGACGAGGAUCUUCGUGCAGAUCGACAGCCAGAGUUUACCCAACUUGAUCUAGAAAUGUCCUUUGCUACAGGCGAGGAUGUCAGGCGAGUAGUUGAAGGCAUUAUCGGCCGGCUCUGGUCAACUCUAAUGGAUACCCAUGCUCCAAAGGAGCCAUUCCGAAAACUAUCCUACCAGGAUGCCAUGAGUCGCUAUGGGUCAGACAAGCCGGAUACCAGAUUCGGAAUGGAGAUACAUCAAAUUGAGAAUCUCCUCCCAGUUGACCUCGUAAACAAAAUCUCUCCUCUAACGGACCCAAUUGUAGAGAUUUUCAAACUGGAAGCCAGUGAGAAUGACCCAGAUGUCACCUUGCGAUUCAUCUCCGAGUUUCUUGAUUCUCCAGCCGGGGCACCCUUUAACAAUAACCCAGACGGUGGGCCUGGAAUCUUCGUCUACGAUGCAAAAAAGCCGUUGUCUGGACUGCAGCCAUUUGGCUUCCAAGCUGCAGAGUACGUGGAGGAUCUGCUGAAACCCGAUCAUGGUGAUUUGAUCGUAAUUCAAGCCCGUAAAUCAGGGCCUUUCGCUGGUGGAUCCACGCCAAUAGGCGACCUCCGUCGGGCUCUUCACUCCGCCGCUGUCGAGUCUGGACUCAGGCCUGCGCCAACCGGAUUCGACUUCCUCUGGGUUGUCGACUUCCCUCUCUUUUCCCCCACCACCGAAUCGGAGCCGGGCCAAGGCGGUGCAGCUGGGAUCAGUUCUACCCACCAUCCCUUCACCGCACCAAAGACAGCCGCAGACGUAGAUCUACUUCUCACGAACCCCACCCAAGUUGUCGCAGAUCACUACGACUUGGUAGUGAACGGCGUGGAGCUUGGUGGCGGUAGUCGGCGUAUCCAUGAUGCCGCCGUGCAGGAGUUUAUUCUCCGAGACGUUCUCCAGAUGCCGGCAGAGCGACUGUCCGAAUUUUCGCAUCUCCUGGAGGCCCUUCGUGCGGGAUGCCCGCCGCAUGCAGGCCUAGCUUUGGGAUUUGAUCGUUUAGUUGCCAUGAUGCUUGGAAAGGAGUCUGUCCGGGACGUCAUUGCCUUCCCGAAAACAGGCAAACUCGGAGAAGAUCCCAUGGUGAAAGCUCCGGGCUUAAUAACCCAGGAAGCACUGGAAACAUAUCAUCUCCGUUUGACUGAGGAGUAG